This is a messenger RNA of Scomber japonicus (chub mackerel), 800 nucleotides long. It is a transcript of the gene csrp2, whose product is annotated as cysteine and glycine-rich protein 2. Gene Ontology annotation, cellular component: Z disc; cytoplasm; nucleus. Gene Ontology annotation, molecular function: actinin binding; structural constituent of muscle. Lineage: Eukaryota; Metazoa; Chordata; Actinopteri; Scombriformes; Scombridae. The coding region runs from base 123 to 704 and encodes 193 amino acids. The record is from RefSeq and is a predicted model, not a curated record. Gene Ontology annotation, biological process: muscle tissue development; sarcomere organization. The transcript has 6 exons.
GCAGUGUAGUAAAGUCUGCAGGAGAAGCGUCUGGAUACACGAACAACUGGAGCUGAAGCUUUUUCACACCUGGACGUUAUAAACUGCUUUUUAACUCUACUGAAAGAAGCAACACAAACACAAUGCCAAACUGGGGAGGAGGCAACAAGUGCACAGCGUGCCGCGGGACAGUCUACCAUGCUGAGGAGGUGCAGUGCGAUGGCAAGAGCUUCCACAAAUGCUGUUUCCUCUGCAUGGUCUGCAGGAAGGGUUUAGACAGCACCACACUGGCUAUACACGACCAGGAGAUCUACUGCAAGUCGUGCUACGGGAAGAAGUACGGCCCCAAAGGUUACGGCUACGGGCAGGGGGCUGGAACGCUCAACAUGGACCGAGGGGAGCGGCUGGGAAUCAAACAUGAAGAGACACAGGUUCACAGACCCACCACCAACCCCAACCCGUCCAAAUUUGCGCAGAAGUUCGGCGGUUCGGAGAAAUGCGCCCGGUGUGGGGACUCUGUGUAUGCGGCGGAGAAGAUCAUGGGGGCGGGCAAGCCGUGGCAUAAGAACUGCUUCCGCUGCGCGAAAUGCGGCAAGAGCCUGGAGUCGACCACCCAGACCGAGAAAGAUGGAGAAAUCUACUGCAAAGCGUGUUACGCCAAGAACUUCGGACCCAAAGGGUUCGGGUACGGCCAGGGAGCCGGAGCUCUGGUCCACGCUCAGUGAGGGCAGAACUGGAUCACAUAGACUAUCUUGUCUUCAUACAUUCCUAUGUCCAACAUCAUCAUUGUUUUGCUUGUCUUCUCCCUUCGAAUGCUUUUA